Messenger RNA from Glycine soja, 480 nucleotides. Its product is annotated as heat shock 70 kDa protein-like. The record is from RefSeq and is a predicted model, not a curated record. NCBI's taxonomy places the organism in Eukaryota, Viridiplantae, Streptophyta, Magnoliopsida, Fabales, Fabaceae. Gene Ontology annotation, molecular function: ATP-dependent protein folding chaperone; misfolded protein binding; ATP hydrolysis activity. The coding region runs from base 1 to 480 and encodes 159 amino acids. Gene Ontology annotation, cellular component: cytoplasm. The transcript is spliced from 2 exons. Gene Ontology annotation, biological process: protein refolding; cellular response to unfolded protein.
AUGAGUGAUCGAGUCAUACACAUAGUUUCACUACCACUACAUUUUGUCGGAAAAAUCGUCGACAAGGAUGUUUUCUUCACGGAGGAGGGGCCUCCGCCGCCAGGAGGGUGGUUGUUUCUGUCGGUGGCGCAUGGGGAAUCGUCCGAGAGCGACGAGUCGGCUCGACAUGACUCGUCCGAGUCGAGUUUAGGUGCCUUGCGAGGGAGUUUGCUGAGGAAUUGCUUGAGCAUGGCGACCCAGAAGGUUGAAACGGAACACUAUACAAUCCCAACAAAGAAAGAGCAGGUUUACAAAGGUGAGAGAACAAGGACUAGAGAUAACAACUUGCUGGCCAAAUAUGAACUCUCAGGCAUUCCUCCUGCUCCCAGGGGUGUUCCUCAAAUCACAGUGUGCUCUGACAUUGAUGGCAAUGAUAUCUUGAAUGUCUCUGCUGAUGAUAAAACUACCGAACAAGAUCACCAUUACCAACGACAAGGGUAG